UGUGUAUUACUAGAGAAAAUUUUCUUACAUUCUUAUGAAUUUUUGUGAAUAAUUAUUUAAAUAUUUAAAAAACUCUUAAGAAAAUUGUGAAAAACGUUUAAUUUAGACUAGCAAAAUGAUGCUAUUUAUGUUGUUAUUCAGCCGUCAGGGUAAAUUGCGUUUACAAAAAUGGUAUAACGCAUAUCCCGACAAAGUUAAGAAGAAGAUUACCCGUGAAUUGGUCACUACCAUUUUGGCUCGCAAGCCCAAAAUGUGUUCCUUUUUGGAGUGGAAAGAUUGUAAAAUUGUUUACAAGCGCUAUGCCAGUUUGUAUUUCUGUUGUGCGAUUGAGCAAAACGAUAAUGAAUUGUUGACUUUGGAAAUUAUCCAUCGUUAUGUUGAGCUGUUGGAUAAAUACUUUGGUAGCGUAUGUGAACUGGAUAUUAUUUUCAACUUUGAAAAGGCCUACUUCAUAUUAGAUGAGCUAUUAAUUGGCGGCGAGAUACAAGAAACCUCAAAAAAGAAUGUGCUAAAGGCAAUUGCCUCACAGGAUCUAUUGCAAGAGGAUGAAACUCCUCAGGGUUUCUUUGAUGAUCACGGUCUUGGCUAAGUAAAAUUGUUUGAAAAACAUUUAAAUUUUUUUUUUAUUUUACUGCAACAAACAACAUACUUAAUCUGUAACUGUAACUGCUGUCCUUAAUUCCAAAACGAAAAGAAAAAGUGAAAAAAAGACAAUUAUCACGAUUUUUAUCAAAUAGAAAUACAUACAUAUUGAAAAGCGUUUUAAUUAACAAAUGUAUUCUUGUAAUCUUUAUAAGUAAAUAUACAUAGUAUUAUUAUUUUUUGUAAACAA
This is a messenger RNA of Calliphora vicina (urban bluebottle blowfly), 832 nucleotides long. RefSeq names its product AP-1 complex subunit sigma-2 (gene AP-1sigma). Gene Ontology annotation, biological process: vesicle-mediated transport; intracellular protein transport. Lineage: Eukaryota; Metazoa; Arthropoda; Insecta; Diptera; Calliphoridae. The transcript has 5 exons. The record is from RefSeq and is a predicted model, not a curated record. Gene Ontology annotation, cellular component: intracellular membrane-bounded organelle; AP-1 adaptor complex; membrane coat. Gene Ontology annotation, molecular function: clathrin-cargo adaptor activity. Bases 116 to 589 code for a protein of 157 amino acids.